This is a messenger RNA of Melanotaenia boesemani (Boeseman's rainbowfish), 1422 nucleotides long. RefSeq names its product la-related protein 6-like. The coding region runs from base 244 to 1353 and encodes 369 amino acids. Lineage: Eukaryota; Metazoa; Chordata; Actinopteri; Atheriniformes; Melanotaeniidae. The record is from RefSeq and is a predicted model, not a curated record. Gene Ontology annotation, cellular component: nucleus. Gene Ontology annotation, molecular function: mRNA binding. The transcript has 3 exons.
GUGGCAUUUUAAAAAAUAUUGUUUUUGUUUCCACACAAGCAACUGACAUCUUUACCGUGACAACUGACAACAUUUUCCACACAUUGAUUAUAGCAGCAUUGAUUCCAGCAGCGUUAACUCAAUCUAACCAACUGGUUUUGCUGAACACUUGUAUUUACAUUACUUGGAAACAGCCAAAACUAAAACAGUGGUAUAGUUCAGCAUCUUUUUUAUCAUCACUACACUAAUACUGCAGGAGAUACCAUGAGUGAUCUGAAUGGAAUUUAUGCCCAGUCUGUCCAAGAGGAUGAAAACUGUGAAGAUGAGCUGCUCUGCUUCAAGAUUCAAACUCUCUUGGAGGAAAUGUUCUCCGACAGUCACCUGGCAGAGGACGGCUUCCUGCUCAAACACAUGCAGAAGAACAAAAUGGGCUACAUCAAUAUCAAGCUUCUCACUUGUUUGAAAAAGAUAAAGGCCCUGACUACAAACUGGUACAUGACUCUGGCAGCUGCAGAGUGCUCAGACCUUCUGGAGGUGAAUGAUGAAUGCACUAAAGUGAGACGCAAAAAGCCACUUCCCGAAUGGCUGCUGUGUUCCCCUACAAGCAGGCUCCUCCUUGUCUGGGACGUUUCUGCAAAGCAGAGAGGAGAAAACCGAGCAGGACAAGGUCCCGAGGAUCCUGUGCUCUUACUCAGGAUCCUCCAAAAGUUUGGCAUUACAAGCGGCUGCACUUCUGUCUGGAUCCUGCACCCUGGAGAAGAACUUCCCAAAGAGCUGAAAUGUUAUGCCAAACGUUACAAAGAGCUUGGCCAAUAUUUGUGUGCCGUGGUGAAAUUUGAUAGUUUGAAGGCAACUCGGAGGGCCUACAAUACCCUGAAAGCAGCAAAAGAUAAGUCUAAUGGGAAGGGCUUGUGUGUGUUACCUUUGGGAAGCCAUUCAGCACACAACUUCACCAAAUGUGUACCAUCAGAGGAGAAAGAUAUGGAUCAACUCGUGAUGGACAUCCAAGAAAAUCCACUUGAAAUAUCCACAAACUUAAUCCAGCAGGAACCUUGCUCAACUGUUACUGGUUCUGGAGAAACUCCAGACACAUACCAGCUUCAAGAACAUUCAAAUUACUCCACACAAGGAGUCUUUAACAGCUACAGCCAGUCCUGUGGACCGAUCCAAAGGUACAGUAGGCUAAGCUUAUGCUCUGGAGAUUGUAAAGAGAGCUCCAGGAGCCCAUGGGUACUCAAGCGAAAAUCUGCAGCCAAAGCUUUUAACUCAAAAACGGGUACACACCUGAAUGGCCCCUGCCUAAAACAAAGAGUGCUGCGUCAGCCCUUUGGUCCUGAUGAAACAAAGGGUUUUAAUGCCAGUGAAAGAGCUUAAACUCUUUGGAUGGAGCACCAUCGGUUGAUUUAUGGGAAAAUGCUGCAGAAAUUUAAAAGCUUAAAUAAA